AGGCCCACGCCUAUUGGAAAAAUACCACCCAUUGGCGACCACGAUGUAGAGGCACUCACUUCUUCACGACUCUUUAUUCAUUCGACUUUACAUACUUCUCUAUCUAUGUAUUUUCUCUUUGUUUAUGUUUUCAUUUGAUUUUGACCUUGGCAAGACCAAGACACUAAGUAAGCGUAUUUUAUCCAAAAAAGACAAGAUGGCUUCUUCCACAAGCGUUGUGUAGUCACGUUCGUUGCAGCAGCAACCUUUUCGUUUUCAGAAGAAAUAAACGGGAAUUUUUCGACGACGAAGUGACAAAACGUAUCCAGUGCAAAUAGGUCUGGGGCCUUUGGAACGAUUGGAACUUGUGACGCUCCCUGUCAGUUACAGGUUUUUCAAAAAUCUGUAAUGCACGAGUAGCAAAUAAAUCUGUGCCUGUCCACUUUUGGCCUCCCUGGGAGGGGAUUUCUUUUGCAGAACCAGUUGUGAUGCUGUGCCCCGCAAUGAAGAAUUUGAAUUUCUGGACCAUAUAGAACCUGCACGACAAACUCCAACUGUUCCAGGCCCAGACAUAUUUGCAAUGCAUAAAACUCCCCGGGAAGCAAAGUUCUUUCUCGCGGGACGAGCAGCCGAACCAAGAUCACGAUGGACAAAGAUCCGGAGUAAUUUUUUUGAAGCUGCAGCAGUAAGUAAAAAGUGACACCCUUGACUAGCGAGGGCUUGACCUCAAAACCAAGGAAAAGGAUAGAAGUGACAUGAAAUCUGAAAAAGUAGAAGGAGCUCGGACAACGAGGUCAAGCUAGCUGACUGACUACACGACGCGACUCAGUAGUUUUUUUCUCCAGAACAACCAGGUCAAGUUGAAUAUCCGAACAGUUCGGCGAGGAGGUGUUGGCCCAGUUGUAAGAGCGACCACCCCGCGGGGCCGGGGGCACUCCUGUACUUCGUGAAGAUCAACAUGGCAGUCGUCCCACGACAUAGAAGAUCGUCACGGGAACAACCACAGGCACACCGGAGCUGCUGCAGUAGAAGUGCUUCUUACAACACAACAGAAACAUCAGUUGUGGUAGAAGUAGAUCACGAAAACCACGGGAGGACGAGGACCGGGAGCAGGGGCAGCACCAACACGAACACCAGUACCAGUACCAGCCUCAUCUUGUCUCGUACAAGGAUGAUGGCGCGAGGACGUGGUGGCUCAUCUUCAUCAUCCCAAGAGCAGCUAGGAGACGUUGAUGCAUCAAAUAACCGACCGGCUGGAGGCGCGUGGUCAUUUUCACGAACAAAUUAUUGCCGUCGCAAGAAUAACAUCAACAAGUGCAGCAAGCAGAAGAACAAGAAGAAGAAACACCAACAGCAACAUAACUGUUGUAGUCUGUGCCAAGAAAUAAAUGCCGAUAUUACCUUUCCAUCAGGUCGGGGACGACCAUCGGGUUCAUCUUCAUCAUCAUCAUCCCAAGAGAAGCUAGGAGACGUUGAUGUAAAAACCGACGCCCUUGUUCCCGCCCCGAUUCCGCGGGAGGAGGAUGACGUCGAAGAGCGGCUUCUACCACCCCGCGGCGACAAGAAUGACUACCACAAAGAUCUCGGGCAAAAGAGUUUUACCACGAACAAGAUGGUGGAUUCAUCCGGUUCAUCCGGUUCAUCUACCCCUGCCAAAGAUGUAGUAGAUGUUGAACAACAACCUGCUGCACCCCGACGAGGUGAACGACCAGAAGAAGAAGUAAACGGUGAAGAUGUGGCCCUCGUCGAGCCAGAGCAACAAGCUCCCCAGGAGGAGCUUUUUUUAUCCUGCUGCACCUGUGCGGCCCGUGUUGGUCCUCCGGUUCGAUUUGCUGCGGGACAAAUAUUGAAACGAGGAGGACCCAGCAGUCGCGCGGGGUCGUCUGUGGACUACAACUUCUGGGAGCAGCAGAAUGUUGAGGAGGAGUCAACGGCGGGAAAAAUUGAUUUUGACUCGUCUGAAAACAACUUAUUGAACAGGAAUAACUACGUCUUCCGCGCAAGAAAACCACAAACAUCUUCCACUACAGAAUCUUCAAAAGCUGCCGCAAAUAACCGACCGGCUGGAGGCGCGUCGUUUUCACGAACAAAUUGCCCUCGCAAGAACAUCAACAAGUUCAAAUGCAGCAAGCGGAAGAGUAAGAAACACCAACAGCAACAUAACUGUUGUAGUCUGUGCCGAGAAAUAAAUGCCGAUAUUACCUUAUCACAUGAGAAACAUCCUCAGCUGUAUUUUUCCUCAUAGGGCAAAAAAAAAUAAAUUUCAAGCAUAUUUGUAGAUCAGAACUCAAGGCGUGUAGCAUCGCCCAAGCGGAAAGCAAUUCACGGCAAGUUCGGAAAUUAUGCGCCUGCUGCUUAUUUGUGAGUGAUGGGAUUGCUUUGAAAAAGAGGACUCAUCGCGACGGUAUGGCGCUGAAAAGCAUGGCCAAGAAGUGCCUCAGUUGGCCAGAAUUGUGACUCGGACCGUCGAGGCUGUAAUGCGGAGAAGGCAAAAAAGAUGCUUUUUUUGCAAAAAAAAGCUGCUUUUUUGAUCAAAAUCCUUGGCAUUUUGACGUCCGAAACCUUGCUAUGAGUACUCAUUUUUUUUUGCUAUGAGUACAAAUGACUUCCACGACGGAGCUCUGGAUCAGAACUCUCUCAAAAAGCAGCUCACUUUGAUGCUAUAAAUCAUAGCUUUUCCUAGGGUCAGGAAGGAGAGUGAGCACAAAUACGGUAGCAGUGGGAGAAGCUUUUUUUGCAUUCAAUUACCGAUGCUACGGUGGCCACACGGGGUCACUUUUUGCUCAAGCGCGACGGUGUGCUGUUUUUCUUUUUGCACUGCCGCCGUGAUUGGCUUCAAUUGGUCUGCUUUUCGUAUCCCAAACACCAUCGCAAUGCAGCCUGAUAGAUGGAGGCUGUACCCUAUCCCGGAGAACCUCCUGAAGGGUGGGCCUGGUUCUGAUACAUAAAAACCCGCGCAAAUUUUUUUUUUUUUGGCCCUAUGAGGAAAAAUACAGCUGAGGACUUUUCUAAUUUGAUAUACCUUUCCACCACGUCGGGGACGACCACCGGGUCUCGCUGGGCCGAGCCCUUCAUCCUCAUCCUGUUCCACCUGCGCGACCGUUAUGGCCUGCGAAGAUGGAACAGUCAUCUCUUCAAGGGGUAGAAUGAUUUGCGAUGCAAAAUGUACUAGGUGACGUACCUGUAAGCGGGUCUAGCAUAAACAAACUAGCGACACUCCGACCCCCCCGCAUUGAAAUCGGUACUCAAAUUCGACGUCAUGCAGAGCAAACGAAACUCGAACUAAAGCUGCACCUCUUUGUAUCUAUGCAGGACAACUUUAUGCAUUCCAUUGAUGGUUCCACUUUUUGAGUCUUUGUUCCAGCUGAAAAAACCUGCAUAACCGCGUCCGGUGUUUUCUGUACCUGCGCUUCGACCGCGUUGGUGUUGCAGGACCAGUUUUUGUAUCCACCGCAUCGAAAUAAUUUGUGCUUGUCUACUGGUAUGACAAAUGGAGAUGACAAAUACAUCUCGUAGGUCUGAAGAUUGCGCAUGAGCAUGACAAAUUUCAGUUUGGAUUCCGAAAAAAAUUUUUUGUACAACUUGUCAACAUAUUUAUCGAAAACCACUAGUACGAUCGAUGCUUUUACAUUGCAUAUUUUCAGUGGCGGGUCCACCUCCUCAACCGCAACCCCCCGCGAAGGCGAUAUGGGAUCAAUUUUUUUUCCUCAUGAGCGUCGCGAUUUUUACCAUGGCGACCGCGACCACCGACGUUUCGAGGACCACAGAUCAUCUUCCAAUUCCAAAGGAGCCAGCUUUCUCGACGGUCUGGGCGUCCAGGCGCGGGCGGUCUCAGCGAAGACGAAACGCCGAGCCCAGCUAGGAGAUCUGGAUCCCGGGGUGGAAGAAAAUGUAAAUGAAAGGAAUCAUGAAGAGGACGAGGGAGUAGAUGAUGUUGAUCAUGAUGUCCAACAACAUCCUGGCCGCGUCCUCCAACAUGUAUUGAGAGGAAAAAUCCCCCCUCCCCAUAUUGAAAAGGUAUGUUUUCGAAAAUUUAUUGUGUUGCUGAUGUGUGACCACAAAGCAGGUUUGUCUUGCAAGAAGACAAGUUGCAGAGGAUUCCGCCCAAUUGUGGAAGCGAUUUGGCAUGCUGUUGAUCCUAGAGGGUAGCCGUUUGCAAUGCUGAACAGCUAGACCUGAGCGCUCCCGCCUUAGGUGCGGAUUUGGCCGCAGUGCCUUACUGCGAGACAAGUCGGAUUGGUGUACGCAAAUCAGCGUCAGAAAUUUUCAUUUUGAUAUGGGGAGGGGGGAUUUUUCAUUUUGAUAACAUGGUCGUCGUGAUCACUCGGUUGAUGCUGGUGUUGAACUACAGCAAUCGGAAAUAAAACUAGAUGAUGACGCGGAGGGGAGGACCAAGACCAAGCUUCGCAAAGAAGCAUUUUCACGAAGAGCAAGCAGUUCAGGCUCUGCGUCCUUCUUCGGCGCGCAGGAACAAGAUGUAUCAAAUGUAAAAAUGUCUGGGUCUGGAAGAAUGCAUGUUUGUCAUGCUUGUCUGGCAUGACUCUUGAGUCUGUCAUGCACGUUACCAAAGAGCUCCACUUUUCUGUCAUGCAGAAACGCAUUUUGUCAUGCAAAAUAGGCAACGCCUAGAAGCUCAGAAACUUGUCAUGCUGAGCCAGCACCUGUGGCCUCAUCAUGAUACGCCACCCAGCAUCACAAGUUUCCAGACCCAGACAUUUUUACAUUUGAUAAGAUGAAGUAAAAAGACAAAAUGUUGCCGCUCCUGUCCAACAAAUAAAAGACAACGUCGUUCCGGCAGGACUAGCUUCUCCAAAAAAAGCAAAUGGAACGUCGACCCUAUGAAUUGCAAAAGUAUCGUACUCGUAUAAAUGCAUUACAAAUUUCCUCAGCAUGAAAAAAAAUUUGUAAUGUGGAUUGACCUUAAGAAAAAGAUUUGUAAUGCAUGAUCGCAAUACGAGUGCGAUACUUUUGCACAGGAUAGUCGACCCAGCACGACGACCACGCGCCGCCGGUAGUUGUUUCGUCGGGCGGCAGUACAUAUCCCGUGCAAAAGUAUCGUACUCGUAUGGCAAUCAUGCAUUACGCUAAGGUAAAUCCGCAUUACAAAUUUUAUUUCUCAUGCUGAGGAAGUUUGUAAUGCAAAUAUACGAGUGCGAUACUUUUGCAGUUCAUAGUACAGCCUCCCCAUCCAUGGCGUCGUAUUGGAAACAGAAGUAUGAACUGCAAAAGUAUCGUACUCGUAUAAAUGCAUUACAAAGUUCAUCAGCAUGAGAAAUAAAAUUUGUAAUGCAGAUUUGCCUUGGGAACAAGAUUUGUAAUGCAAGGCUUGCAUUUAAACGAGUGCGAUACUUUUGCACAGCAUAAGAAGGCGCGGUCCUACAUUAUGGCCUGCUCAGAGGGAAAGUUUUCAGAUGGAGACUUUUUUUUUGUUUUUCGAAUGCAAAUAAAAUGCAAAUGACCUGUGUGGCUGACAUAGAGUCUAGCAUGAAAAAUCUUGUUUGAUUUCUUUACACACGAGCCCACCAUUGGCAUGAUUUUGAUUUAUAAUCCGUACAAAAUUUGUCAUGUAAAAGACCUGGAGCUGCAAGCAGACGAGACUCUGGCUCUGUUGUUGCCCUUUUAUGCAAGACAAAUUUACGACUUGCAGUUGCAUUCGUAGUUUCAGUUGAGAUUGUUCAUCCAGCUGAGCAUGCCAUAUCCGUGCGGCACUUUGUGGGCGCAGCUUUGCAGAACAAGCACCUGCAGCCGCUGUUUCUGCGGGCCCUUUCGCUACUGCAACCACACGCAACGCCAGGCAUAAAGAUUCAGCCGCGCCCACGGCAGGAGGAGGCGCCGGCGUCUCUAGGAGGACGGGGGCACAUCGAGCAGCCUCGUGCAGCGGGCGGGGAGGGAAAGCCAGACAACACAGCAGGGCUGUUUGGGCACCGGGCUUUGUUGUCGCAACUGGCGGCAUAACCAUUGCAAAAGAAGAAGUAUCGUACUAGUAUAUCAAAUCGCAUAUAAUACAUGGCACUACAAAUUUGGAUUUGCUCAGCAUGAGAUCAUCUGCAAUUUGUCAUGCUGUUUUACCUUGUGAUGCAGAUUUGCAAUGCAUGACUGCGAUUUAUAAUACUACGAGCGCGAUACUGUAGUUGCACAGAAUACGGCAACCGAAGGAGGGCGGGCGCAGCUGGACGAAAUCCAGGCGGCGAUCCGAAACAACACGGAAACGGCUAUGGCGUUCUCAAACGUUAAGUACAUUCUCAACUGUUAGUUACAUGAAAGUACCUUAAGCCGGCAGAUGAUCGAGCUGCUUCGCAUGACAAAAAUCGGGAGAGCUAGACAGCAUCUAAAUCUACGCCAAACUUGUAUAUGCAAGAGGCACAAUCUUCCUCCUUUCACUUUCGCCAGUCUUGCAUUACAAAUUCAUGUAACAGUUGAGAAUGUAACAUUUGAGAACAUCAUAACGCCUGAGCUGGAGGAGAUGCUGCAGGCCACGGCGCAGAAACUGAACAACAGGAGCCAAGAUUUUUUCCCUCAAGAAGAUGCCAACAAUAGCACGUUAUGCAAUUCAUACAUUUCUGGGUCUGGAAACUUGUGAUGCAAGACCUCCGAUGUGAUGCAAGAAAGGGAAGAGUGAGCGCACUGGAAUGCGCUGCCCAGCAUGACAAGUUUUUCCGUGGUUCAGAGUUGCGUACUCCGCAUGAGAAACUGCGUUUUUGCAUGACAGACAAGAAAAGCUCGUCUGCGCGGGCACGCAAUACAGAGUUUAGAGUCAUGCCAGACUAGCAUGACAAAUCUCGCAAUCUCCCAGACUCAGACAUAUUUGCAGUUCAUACACGUUUCUGGACGACAACUUCUACGGGGACGAUGGCCCCCGCGACCGGGAGGACCACUUUUCAUCUGCCUACAGCUAUCCCACAGAAAAAAGCUGGCAGGGCAUAUUUGUAAUGCAAAAAUAAAUACAGAAAAAAAUCUGUCAUGGGCGGCCUCAUAGCAUGCUGUUUAGGCUACGCAAUACAGAUUUCUAUUGUGUAUUUAUUUUUGCAUUACAAAUGUGACCUGUCGGCUUUUUUCUGUGGGAUAACAGCGGCCCGUCAGCGUACCAGAAGAGAAACGACGAGGAACAAGCCGGCUAUUUAUUCCAGGGCGACGGCGUAUCAAAUGUAAAAAUGUCUGGGUCUGGAAGCGUCAUGCUGUUUUUGCAUGACACAGAAGGUCUGGCAUGGAAGCUCUAGCAUCACAGGUUUCCAGAAGCUUGUUCCGCAAUGCCGAAUCCGCAUGACAAAUUCCCCAUUUUGGUGACAGAAAGUGGGCAGCUUUUGCUGCCUAUGCAUGGGAGAUUUUUCUGUGUUCUGAAAUGCGCACCACAGGUCUGUAUUCUUCCAGACCCAGACAUUUUUGCAUUUGAUACGGCGCCGGCGGCAUGACGUCGGUGGUAGUCGGUCCACCGGUCCGGGCCACUAGUAGUACACCGGCAGCUGCAUAUCAAAAUGAAAAAUCCCCCCUCCCCAUAUCGAAGGGGAAGUCCGUGAUGCUGUAUUUGCGUACACAAAUCAGCUUUGUCUUGCAGUAGAGCACUGCAGGUAGAUACAAAGCCUGGACAGGGGUGGCUUGAGGUAGUCACUUAGCAUGGCAGAUGUCUGCCCCAUUGGCGCAGCAGCACUACAAAUCGCCUGCGAAAUGCGGCGGAAGGUCUGGCUUUGCUCUCUUGCAAGACAGACUCGACCUGUGGCCACAAAUCAGCAUCGCAAAUUUUGAAAAGCGCGCGUUUUCGAUAUGGGGAGGGGUGAUUUUUCCUCACAAUACUGCAGCUGCAGCAGCUUCUCCGACGAGGAGAGCACCUUCGGAAAUGAGGACCAGUGCGCAAUUACAACUCGACACCAGCAGCAGCAGCGGAACAAGUCAUCUGGAAAACACAGGCGGAAGUAGAUAUUCUGCCACAUCUUCGACUGCGGUAGGCGGAGCACCUAGCAGUGUAUCAAGUGCAAAAAUGUCUGGGUCUGGAAACGUGCCAGGUUUGUCAUGCGUAUUUUCCAUGACCCAUGAUGUCUGUCGUGAUGCAUGGCCUAGCAUCACAGACUUUUAGAUGGCUUCCUGAUGCUUAGACGGUGUGAGAAAUGCCCUCUCGCCGUGGCAAAAACUGGACCGCUUUUGCUGUUCAUGCAAUAAGUACAGAUUUUUUCAGAAUCGUAAGACAGCAUCACAAAUUGAAACCUUCCAGACAUCCAGGGAUAUUUGCAAUGCAUACAGUGUCGCGGUAGACCAAUCUUGCCUCCUCAGACUGCAGCACGAAGUGCUGAAACUGCGGAACCCGUAUCAAAAGGAAAAAUCCUCCCUCCCCAUAUCAAAAUGAAGUUUCUGAUGCUGUAUUUGCGUAUACAAAUCAGAUUUGUAUUGCUGGAAAAGACUCCUGCAGGCCUAUAAUAAGCCUGAGUAGGAAGGUUUUGGGCUAGGCGCUGAGCAUGGCAAAUGUCUAGUCUGUAGGGCCAACAGCAUCACAAACCGCCUGCAGAAUGCGGCGGCUGUCUGUGGAGUUGCGUUCUUGCAAGACAGAGACGAUCUUUGGUCAAUGAUCAGCAUUGCAAAUUUUCUGAGGCGCACCUUGUCGAUAUGGGGAGGAGGGGUUUUCCCUUACGAUAGCCCGAGCGUCUUCUUCGACGACGGUGGUGCCUUUGCGUGCAGUAUCAAAUGCCAAAGUGUCUGGGUGCCGAAGGUUGGAACUUGUGAUGCUAACUUUGGACUCUAAAAAAAUCUGUAUUGCAUGACCAGAAAGAGGAGGCGAGUUUGUGCUACGCGGGGAGGGCAUUUGUCAUGGGGAGUAGGCAUCAGGAGCAGGAGGCCCUCUAAAAAUCUGCGAUGCUACGUUGUACUAGGCCGUGCAUUACAGUAGACAUCCUGGGUGAUGCAGAAUAUGCAUGACAAACCCGGCAGCAUUCCAGACCCCGACACUUUUGCAUUUGAUAUGCAGGCCGCUAAAACGGGGGCAGCUAUCCUGUGCAAAAGUAUCGUACUCGUACUAAGUGCUUUUAUGUAUUUACUUAAGGCAAAUCCGCAUUACAAAUUUAAUUUGUAAUGCUGAGCUAAUUUGUAUUGCAAUUUAUACUAGUACGAUGCUUUUGCAGUUCAUAGCAGCAUUCUACGUGCGAUAUUGGGUACCAUCGUUUCCUGACGCCGUAUAUCAAAUGUAAAAGUCCCUGGAUGUCUGGAAGAAUACAAACUUGUGAUGCGCAUUUCAGGACACAGAAAAAUCUCUCAUGCAUAGGUAGCAAAAGCUGCUCAGUUACAGUUUCUGCCACCAAAAUGGGGCGACAUUUGUCAUGCGGAUUCGGCAUUGCGAAAGUUUCUCGAAAACUGUGAUGCCAGAGCUCCCAUACCAGACCUUCUGUGUCAUGCCAAAACUACAGCAUGACUCUUCCAGACCCAGACAUUUUUGCAUUCCAUACCGUAUACGGAUUUAGACAAUAGGUGCAACACGUCGGAUUCGUAUUGGGACCAGGAAGCUCCGGGUCAGGCGUGGGACCACCUGAGGGAGCACACCGAAUUCUUUCUCUAUGGGAUUCUCAAUUGUUACAUGCUCAACUGUCACAUGAAUUUGUGAUGCAAGAAUGGCAACAGGGAGAGGCCGGAUCUUGCAACUCUUGCAUUAGAGUGGGGUAACAAACCUCCCACCAGAAGUUGCAGGCCAACUUCCCAUCCACCCGGCCGGGUGGAUGGGAAGUUGGCCUGGUUGGCCUGUCCGCGUCGCCCGCCCACCCCCCGCUCGUCCCCGGAUCCCGGAUCUCCCAGAAACGUAACGCCUUCUGGUUGCUUGCGAGUUAAGCCAUCGGCUUGGGUGGGUGGUUACGAGUUGACUUCCACCCUCGACGAGACUCGAGAAAGCGGCUGAUAUGGGCGAAGCGCUAGCUACAGCUAGCCGCCCUCUUUAUUCGCAUUUGCGCUUGGUGUCCGCGACACGUCAAGCCAAUAUGCACAUGGGGACGCGACGGCGCCAGCCGCGAGCCCUCCCGCAGGGCAGAUCAUGGGCAAGCAGCUGCGGCAGCAGGCUGCAUCCCAUGCCGUCGAUUUCGUGCGAGCCUUUGCACGCGCGCUCGUAUGCGCGGGGCCCGCGAGCCGCGGAUGUUAUGCGCGCGUGUGAGGGAGGUGGAGGUCCGCGAGGAGCGAGUGCUGAUUUUCCCCGCAGGCGGGGUCACAGCCAACACCACACAAGGGGCUGAGGUGAAACCGACACCAACCGCAUUCAGUGCCGCACGAGGGCGCCACAACAACGGCGCGCAACGACGGCGCAUGCGUUGGCGAGUUCGAGCAGUUGCGAAACGUCAUAUGUCUGGCAGCUAGGAUCUGCGCGCCUGUCAUACCCAGGCGACCGAGACAAGGGCGGGCGGGUGCCGCGGUCGAGCAACGUAGCGCACGCUCUUCGAGCGUCAGCGCUUGCUAUCUUCUGCAUGCUUGCAGAUUUCUCGCCCGCCAUUCGGCGGGGCGGGCGCGUUUCGUGGCGGCGUUUGCCUUACCACGAUCGAUCUCGCCGACUAAGAAACUAAACAAAAUUUAACAUUGUUAAAUUUUGUUUAGUUUGCCUUAGUCAAUCUCACUUGAAGUGAGAUUGACACUAAACGGAUCUCCCAGAAGCGUAACGUCAUCGGGUUGCGAGCUAAGCCACCGGCUUGGGUGGGUGGUUGCGAGUUUGCGCAAAGUCGCAGCCUACCACUGUAGAAGACGCGGCGCCUCUAUCUCUGAAGAAGCCGAUGGGCAUCCAGCGGGUUCGUUAUUGGAGUAGACCGCCCGCUUCUGUCUCUGUCCAAAUACGGGGCCCCGUAAGAACAACCAUGGGGGGACAGACGGCAGCACACUGCGGCUGUCGAGGGUGGUCGAGUUUCGCCUGGUCGUAGCGAAGGGGCGAGCGAGGGGUGGGCGGGCGACGCGGACAGGCCAAUCAAGCCAACUUCCCAUCCACCCGGCCGGGUGGAUGGGAAGUUGGCCUGCAACUUCUGGUGGGAGGUUUGUUACCCCACUCUUACAAAUUUGGCACAGAUUCCCAUGCUGUUGAAGUAGCCUAGCCCUCCCAAAAUUUGUCAUGCGAAGUAGCUUUAUCGUGUGGACCUGGACGUUGAUGCUCAUUUUGCAUGGCAAAUCAUGCAACAGCUGAGAACGUAACAUUUGAGAGCGCCAUACUCUCGCCAACUCGGAGUGUGGGCGUCGGGCGGACGCCCCGUCCGAAUCGGCCAGCGGGUUCGGCUAUCAAAUGCAAAAAUGUCUGGGUCUGGAAGAAUGCGCGAUUUGUCAUGCAGCUUUUCCAUGACCCAUGAGGUCUGGAAUGCAGGACCUAGCAUGACAGAUUCUGUGCGAUCUUUCUCAUGCCUAUCCUGCAUGAGAAACUGCCUCCCGACUUGGUCAAAACUGGGCGACUUUUGGUAAUCAUGCAACACAGAUUUUUGCAUGCUUCAGAUUUAGCAUGACAAGUUGCAUUCUUCCAGACCCAGACACUUUUACAUUUGAUAUCGGCGUUGUGUGCGACGGGGGCUACGCGGGCACAGGCUUGCCGGAGGACGGCAAAAUAUUGUGAGGAAAAAUCCCCCCUCCCCAUAUCGAAAAGGCAUGUUUCCGAAAAUUUGUGUUGCUGAUUUGAGGUCACAAAUCACAUUUGUCUUGCAAGAAGACAAGGGCAAAAGCUUCGCCCCCAUUAUGGAAGCGAUUUGUCAUGCUGUUAAGCCUAAAGGGCAGCCGUUUGCCAUGCUGAACAACUAGACCGAUACGCUCCUACACAGCAUGGGGAUCUGGCCGCAAUACCUUCCUGCAAUACAAAGCUGAUUGGUGUACACAAAUCCGGCAUGAGAAAUUUCGUUUUGAUAUGGGGAGGGGGGAUUUUUCCUUCCGAUACAAAAACUGUUACGACUAUCAGUGCAACGAAGCGUGUAUGAAAUGCAAAUAAGUAUGUCUGGGUCUGGAAGAAUGCAAGUUUGUCAUCAAUGUUGUCUGGUAUGAGUCUUAUGUAUAGAAAUCUGUGAUGCAUGAGCAGGAACAGGGCCUCUUGCCUGUCAUGCAAAAACGCAGUUUGUCAUUCGAAAAACGAAACACAGAGCAGCGCAAAAACGUGCCAUGCUGGGCUGCGUAUUGCAGUGCGCCCACAAUUUGUAGAUUUGCAUAACAAGUUUCCAGACACAGACACUUUUGCACCUGAUAGCGUGCGACAAUAACCCAUACACGUCCUGUCCGCACCUUUUUGAGUUCUGUCCCGUGUUCUAUCACAUGCAAAUACGUCUGGGCCACCUGGAUGAUUGCAACUUGUCAUGCUAAAUCUGAAUCAGGCAAAAUAAAAAAACUGUGUUGCAUGAUUGCCAACAGUUGUGCACUCUUGACCUAAUUGAGAGGCAGUUUCUCCUGCAGGAUAGGCAUCAGAAAGGUCCCGCAGAAUCUGUCAUGCUAUGUCCUACAUCCAGACCUCAUGGGUCAUGGAAAACCUGCGCGACAAAUCUGGCGAUCUUCCAGACCCAGACAUAUUUGCAAUCCAUAUGUUUGGCUACGGAAUCGGUAUCAAAUGUAAAAAUGUCUGGGUCUGGAAGAUUGCCAGGUUUGUCAUGCACAUUUUGCAUGACAUCUGAUGUCUGUGAUGCAUGCCCUAGCAUCACAGAUUUGGUGAGGGCUUCCUGAUGCCUAUACCGCAUGACAAAUGCUCUUUCCGUGUAGCAAAACUUGGACUCUCUUUGCUGCUCGUGCAAUACAGAUUUUUCUAGAAUCCAAAAUCAGCAUGACAAGUUGGAUUUUUCCAGACAUCCAGGGAUUUUUACAGUUGAUAAUCGGCGAUAUUCUGAACUGGGUCGUUGCCAAAGAUGGAUUCAUAUCCUCUGCAAAAGUAUCGUACUCGUACUAAUCGCAGUCAUGCAAGACAAAUUUCUUUUUCAAGCUAAAUCAGCAUGAGAAAUUCCAUUUGUCAUGCUGAGCUAAUUUGUAUUGCAAUACUACGAGUACGAUACUUUUGCAGUUCAUAAUUCACGUGGCACGCAAACGACGCCAGCAAGCCGAUAAAUUGCCAGCGCGACACACUUAUCCUGUGCAAAAGUAUCGUACUCGUAGUAACUGCAGUCAUGCAUCACAAAUUUUUUUUCUAAGCUAAAUCCACAUGACAAAUGUUAUUUCUCAUGCUGAGGAAAUUUGUAAUGCAUUUAUACGAAUACGAUACUUUUGCACAGGAUAACAUUGCUUCCUUCGCAGCACUUUUCGCUUGUCAAGAAGUCGAACACGGGAAACUAUGCAGUGCAAAAGUAUCGUACUCGUAUAAAUGCAUUGCAAAUUUCCUCAGCGUGAUAAAUAAAAUGCGGACUUACCUUGAGAAAAAAACUUGUAAUGCAGGACUUACGAAUACGAUACUUUUGCACAGGAUAGAAACAUCCCACCGACAACGGGCUGUCUCGCGAACGACCUCUUCACGUAUCGCAGGAAAAACCUGUUUCACUGUAAACUUGUAAUGCAGAAAUUGCAUCCCAGAUGAACCAGAAGGGUUUGCCAUUGUCUUGCUACACAUGCAAGCCGUUGACUUUUUAGCUGUGCUUUCCGUAUAGGAACCUCGCAUGGCCGCAAAUUUUGACUUUCUCUGUCAUGUGCUGGAGAAAACUUGUUAUGCAAAACCCGCAAAAUUGUCCCUACAGUGAAACAAUUCUUUCGUACGAUAUCAGGGACUUUAAUGUCAAUACCGACCGGGCGCUCCUAGCGGAUAUCGCUUUCUGCGCCGCGCUAUGCAAUGCAAAAGCAUCGUAGACUCGUAUACAUGCAUGACAAAUAAUUUCCUCAGCGUGAGAAAUUAAAUUUGUAAUGCUGAUUUACCUCAAGAAAAAAAUUUGUAAUGUAUGAUUGCAAUACGAGUACGACACUACUUUUGCACAGGAUCCGCACUGAUCCAGGAUCCGGACGACCAUACGUCGGGUGGGUGCAGUAUGGCGUUCUCAACUGUUACAUCCUCAACUGUUUUUCCAGGAUUUGUCAUGCAAGAACGGCAACAGUAAAAGAGGGGACCUAACGCGUCGCGCAUGACAGAUUUGGCACGGAUUCUCAGCCUGUUCGGCUCUUCGAGAAUUUGCCAUGCGAAGCAGCUUGAUCAUGUUCAUGUCGAUUCUGAUUGCCAUUUUGCAUGAGAAAUCAUGUAACAGUUCAGAAUGUAACAGUUGAGAACGCCAUAUGCAGCAGUUUAUCGCGGUGCCAGGACAAGUGCAACGGGAACGCGCGAUGCUUCUGUAUGGAUGGGAAAUGAGUGAUCUUCCUGGCUGCUCCUAGUCCGAAGAAAAAAGACAGCCUGUCAUGCGGAUUCGCCUGGAGAGCCCUUUUUGUGUUGCAAAACGCCCAAAAAAAAAGGGUGACUAAACAAGGCGCAGCGCAGAGGUCGGGGAGCCGAGAAGAGCAACAGCGAAGAUUUUGCACCACAAGCCGAAACAAAGCAGCCAGCUCCGCGCGUUAAAUUGGCGGGCGAGUUAAAUUGAGGAGGGAGAUUGAAGCAUGUUAAAUGGGAAGGCGAGUGAAAUUGGAAGGCGAGUGAGGCGGGGGAAAGGAGGCGAGUUAAAUUGAGAAAGGGGAAAGGAGGAGAAAGGGAAGACUAUUAUGAAACAGGAGGCCAUCAGCUAGCUAAUAGUUAAACAGCUCCGCCGAAGUCAUGGGGCUUUUUCUUUUAUAGUAGAUCAGGGGCGGCGAGAGCUCUUUGCAAAACCCCCCAGCCGUCCCAUAUAUGCAUGCGCGGGGAGUCUAAGUAACAUGGCUUGCCAGAGUCAUUGACGAACCGGGAAGAUGGGAGGUGGGGAAGGAUUACCGUUUUCAGACAGGCCAGCCGCCGUGAGUGACUACCACCUCUGCUAUUGAGGGAGCGCGUGUCCUCCUCGACUGAGUUGCGUGCGCGGCCCAUCCGUGUUCCGCGUAAACCUCUACAGGAGAGUGUGCGCCGCGUCGAAAGGCCCCCUUCCGUACGGAGCGCCCCGAUCCCGUUUCAGCGUACCUCUGUGAUGGCCUUACUGUUAUGAGAAGUUAGAUCAGUUUGCAGAACCCAGUCUGUUUAUGCUAGCAGAGGGCUAGUGCGCUGUGAACCCCCAGGACCAGGCUGACUCAGUCCCGACCGAAGUGGUAGGCGCUAGGGUGAACUAUGUAUGUAGCGCUUAGGGCCCUUCGUUCCGUACGGCCAAUUUGUAUGUCCCGCAACGGGGUUCGCCUAUGUCGGUUAUUUGUAUGUGAGGCGAUGGGUCACUCGGUCGGCAGAGCCGAUCCACACGAACGAACGAAAACGCCCACCAAAAAUCACACCAGACCGCAUGGAAUGGAGUGGCUUUUGGUGUGCUUUUCACAUGACAAAUCUAUCAGGAGGUAAUAGCAAAUCCGCAUGACGGACUGCGAUUUUUCUUACGGAUAGGAGCACUCCCUAAGAUCACUCAUUUGCCCUCUAUAUUCUGGCAAGACGUUCAGGAUCCGGCGGGCGAAUACGGGACGUGCCCCACCUUCUACCACCGAAAGAAUGGUGGGGCGACCUGCCAUUGCCUCACCGGGAAGUGCGACACAAACAAGGACCGCGACCGGUGCUGCGACCCGAAUCCGAAAUGCAAAUUCAUUCACGACAAGGGGGGCAGUAACCCGGACGGGUGCAGUAUGGAAGCGUCAGGAUUGAAAUCGUCAAAGUUGAAAUAACUUGCAAUGCAUAAAAUUGAUACUAGUUGGAAGCCCAAUUCCCAAGCGAUGCAUGACAAAUUUUCCGAGCACCUGAAUCCAAUUUGUCAUGCUGUUUGGGUACAGACGACUGCUUUUGUCAUGCUCCUGCAGCAGCUCUAUUUGAAACGGUAAACAGGCUGACAGUCGGCCUCACUUGCCAUCCCGGCAAGGCAGGCACUUCAAGCCUUGCAGUUUUUGCAUGAGAAAUUAUUUCAACUUUGUCGAUUUCAAACCUGACACUUCCAUAUGCAGCAACGAGUGGGGCCGCGGGUGGAGGAAUAAGGGCACCGCGGUAUCCUCAGUAAAAAUGUCCCCACACCAUAGUCAAGAUCAUGGGGUGGAAUCGGCUAGACAAAUCCACAAGUUUUGGCUGUUUUGCAUGACAAAUUUGGAUUCGUAGUUGUGUAGUGCUGUUUGAGCUAGCUCAGCAGCAUCACAAAUCUAGCUCACCAUGCUGAUUAGAGCAUGACAAAUUGCAAAGCACGACUAUAGAAUGCUUCUCAUGGGGCUCCGCAUGAGAAACAUUUUCAGCAUGCAGAUUUGCAAGAACAGCAAAAGUGAAUGGGGGAAGCUUGCGCCUUUUGCAUUACAGAUUUGGCACAGAUUUACAUGCUGUUUAGCCCCUUCGGAGAUUUGUCAUGCGAAGCAGCUUAAUGAUGGCGAUCUUGGUGGAAAAAGUUGUGAAGAAAGAAAGAAAGCGCUUCGUCGUUUAAGAAAGAAAGCACUAUAUGAACAAGUAACGACGUGAGACAUAAAAUCGUAGACAAGCAUGUAAAAAGUAGAAGCAGAUACUUCAACAGCCGCGCAGCUAGCGGGGGGGUGACUCCUGUGGUCCCCCCCCACCGGCUGUGCUUUUUCCAAAACAUCCAGGCAAUCCGUGUCGCGGUUCUUUUUUUUUUCCAGCAAGUGGCUGGCGGGGGCGUAAUUUAGGAUAAGGAAGUAUGUAGGUGAAUGCAAGUACAAAAGACUAGACUGAUUGAUAAACUUAAGUGAAGACGAAGCAGCCGCGCUGGUAAGGUAGAAAACUGGAACUACUUUGAUACAUAGAAGGGGUCGCAGUUGGGUAUAGUAUUGCUGGGCUGAGAUAAAAAGAAAACAUCAUGAGCAACGAACGCGGAAUCGGAGACAACGCGGCAAAGCGGGGGAAGAGGCGCGGCCUGCUAGCGAGGACACGGCAAGGGAAUCAAGACAAACGGCCAGGGGCUCAAGACAAGUGCCAAUGAGGGGAGCCGCGCGUACCGUUCGAGCUACAGGAGGACGAAGAGGACUUGGCCAAGUGGGAUAGGCGUGUGGGGCGGAGGGAGAGAACGGCUGCGAAGCGAGAGCAAGUUGCUGGGGCAGGCGACAAGUUUAAAUUUGGUACAAAAAAAAACAGCACUCAGAUACCCGCGCCAUCUGCUUAACUGUGUGAAAUAUUGUGUCGGCCCGGUUCUGCUUGGUCGCCGGCCGGUGUUCGUGAGAUCAGAUUUCACACGUUAAGUAACGCGCGCCGGCUCCUAGCUUAAAAAAAUGAUGAACUCGUUACACGGCUUAACCCCCGCCGAAUCACGAGCGGAAAGCGCACCUGAAACUGAAACUACAUGAAAAUGGGGCCUAAUCAAAAAAAAAAGAUUUGCAUGACAACUCUGGGGUGGGGACGUUUUUACACAGGAUACGCGGCAAAUACCGUCUGCACGAAUCAGAACUGUGAUCAUAGCAGCGACAAAGCGAGGUGUUGCCAAGAAACUCCGGAUUGCUAUCAUGGCAACAUAUACCACGGCGUAUGUGACAGCGCCGGAUGGCAUUACAACACGGGGCAGGCCAGCGCUCACUGCUGGGCGAACGCGUGCAGCGAUUCCCGAGACCUCGACUUGUGCUGCAACGAAAGUGCGAGCUGCAAUACCCUGACCUGCGACGCCGGGACUCAUCGCAAGGACAAUGCGGCAAACUUGUUCUGCGAGACUGAGAGUUGCGGAACAAGCGGCGACCAGGUUACCUGCUGCGAAGCGAGUGCGAGCUGCGAUUCCUUGACGUGCAACGCCGGGACUCACCACAAGGACAACGCGUCGACCUCGUUCUGCGAGACUGAGAGUUGCGGAGACGGCGACCAGAGUACCUGUUGCGAAGCGAGUGCGAGCUGCGAUUCCCUGACCUGCAGCACCGGGACGCAUCACAAGGACGAUGCGGCGACCUUGUUCUGCGAGAAUGAGUACGAAUUGCAAAAGUAUCGUAUUCGUAUGAAUGCAUGACAAAUUUCCUCAGCAUGAUGAGAAAUGAUAAAUGAAAUUUGUAAUGCGGAUUUGCUUUCAGAAAAAAAUUUGUAAUGCAUGACUGCAAUACGAGUGCGAUACUUCUUUUGCACAGGAUAAUGAGAGUUGCGGAACAAGCGGCGACCAGAGUACCUGCUGCGAAGCGAAUGCGAAGUGCUCUACGCUAUGAACUGCAAAAGUAUCGUACUAGUAUAAAUUGCAUUACAAAUUGGGCCAGCAUUACAAGUUAAAUUUGUCAUGCGGAUUUGCCUUAAGAAAAAGAUUUGUAAUGCAUACACGCAAUUAGUACGAGUACGAUGCUUUUGCACAGGAGACACGCUGGACUGCAGCGGAGUGUGGUCUGGGUGGAUGAAUCGCAGCAAUGCCGAUUCUCUGACCUGCAAGUCCAGCCCCACACUCCAAGGCGCGUGCGCGACGACGGACGAGGAGAGAGCAAACUGCUGCGUCGAAGGUUGCACAGAUCCGACGACCGCCUCGGGCGCCUACGGGUUUGUGCCGCCGGCGGGCGGUUGGCUUAUCGUGCGGACGGAUCCGGUAGCUGCUUACCCCGGCAACCAGUACAGCGCUUAUAACGUGUACACCGGAUCGCCACCGGUAACCUGCGCCUCGGCGACGCACAACACCAAUCCGAACGGGAAGGUUAUGGCGUUCUCAACUGUUACAUUCUCAAAUGUUACAUGGAUUUGUGAUGCAAGAAUGGCAAAAGUCAAAGCAGGGAGGUUGCAUCUGUAGCAUCACAAAUUCCGCACAGAUUUAGGUGCUGUUUAGCCUUUCCAAAAUUUGUCAUGCGAAGUAGCUUCACCUUGUGAAUGUUGAUGCUCGUUUUGCAUUACAAAUCAUGUAACAGUUGAGAAUGUAACGUUUGAGAACGCCAUAAAGGUGCAUGUAAGGUGCACCGGAUCGGGCGAGGCUUUACAGCUGCACGACGGUGCUGGUACGCCAUACGGGGAGCAGAAAUGCAAAGAAAGGUGCGAGUUUAUAACCCUUUGCGACCCUGGCAAAAUCGGCCGGAACGAUGGGGCGCAGUGCGCAGGUUCCAGGUGCAAAGCUGGGGAUAAAGGUAUGUGUUGCACCAAAACUUGCAGCUUUUUUAGUAGUCCGCCUUCUGCAGAUAGUUCUACCAGCUGUGGUCCCGCAACCCACUUAAAGGAUGAUGCGGCGACCAUUCGGUGCCGGAGCAAAGAGUGCAAUGGCGAUCUUAGCAAGGAGAGAGAGAAGUGCUGCGAAAGCGACCACAGGUGCGACGACGCGACGAAGGGCGUCGCUUGCGACAGUAACUUUUAUCAGCGUCAAGAUUCGGAUCAGCAUGCUGAUCCGUCGGAGGCACUACGAAUUGCAAAAGCAUCGCACUUAGUAAAAAUUGCAAUACAAAUUAGCUGAGCAUGACAAAGGGAAUUUGUCAUGCUGCCCGUAGAUCACCGAUGUCAUGUUGUUUUGCCUUGGGAUGGAUGUUUGUAAUGCAUGACUGCGAUUACUACGAGCACGAUACUUUUGCACAGGAUAGGCACUGUGCUGCCGGGAAAAGUGCAGCGCGGCGGGCGCUUGCCCGGUAUGCAUUGCAAAUAUGUCUGGGUCUGGUAGAGUACAGUUUGUCAUGCUAAAUCUGAAUCAUGCAAAAACCUGUGUUGCGUGAUUACCAAUAACGCUGUCCACUUUUGAGCAAGCCGAGAGGCAGUUUCUCAUGCGGAGAAGGCAUGGCAAAGAUCUCACAGAAUCUGUGAUGCCAGGGCAUGCAUCACAGACCUCAUGCGUCAUGCAAAACGUGCAUGACAAACGUUGCACUUUUCCAGACCCAGACAAAUUUGCAUUUGAUACCCGGCAGGAUACCACCAAAAAGACAACCCAGACACGAUUAACUGCGGGGCGUACCAGUGCGAUCUGCAGAAUUCCGUCGCGCAGCGGGGUCAGUGUUGCAACGCAAAUCCAACUUGCGACCCUGGCGUCUGCCCCGCGGACACGCACCACUUUGACCCUGCCAAAAGUGCCACGACGUGCGCGGCAAAGGUCUGCACCAUAAGCGAGUGCUGCCUGCAGAAUGCGAAGUGUGACACGCUGACGUGCGAUGCUGGCACGCACCUGAUCCCACAGGCGGGCAGUACAGUUUGCAAGACCGCGAGUUGCAGUAGCAGCGAGGAGAACCAGGACAUUUGUUGCGAAGGCGAUCACAAAUGCAACGAUGCGGACCAGGGCAUCACAUGUGGCGUGGGCUAUCAGUUGCAGGGGACCCGCUCCUGCACCCAUGGCGUUUGCACCGACGCCAAGUGCUGCUUCUUGAAGUGCAGCCACGCGGGAAACUGUCCGGCGAACUACCAUAAAAAGAACGAUCUUACCGGAAUGCUUACCUGCGGCGCCCACAGCUGCAAUCUCGGUACGAACACAGCGCACCGAGAUCGUUGCUGCGAUCUUAACGACUACUGUUCGGCCAGCGUCUGCCCGCCCGGCACCCACCACUUGGUGCAGGCGACGACGUUUGUGUGCGCCAGCAGCCAGUGUCAACUAGACGAGUGUUGCGAAGAGAACGAGACGUGUGACAAUCUCACCUGUGGACCCUUCACCCACCAGAUAGAUAACGCGGCGCAGCAGCAUUGUGCGGCCGCUACCUGCACGCCGAGUCAGGAUCAGGGCACCUGUUGCGAGUCCAACGACGUGUGCACUGUUUCCCUGGUCUGUCCGCAAUACAAGCACCACAAGGACCAGGCAUCCAGUACCGCGUGCGCGAAUGCCGUCUGCACGCUAGCCAAUGACGAAGCCCGCUGCUGCGAAGACAACCAAAAGUGCAGCCACGUUCCCUGCGGGAGCAUUUGGGAUGGGUAUUUGCAACGGAGCAACGCCGCAACUCUGAGCUGCGAAAGCGAGCCCUGCGACACCUCCAGCACGGCAGUGGCCGAGCGGUCUCGCUGCUGCGUCGAAGGCUGCGCGGACCCUGCGGAUCCCUACGGCUUCACUUUGAGAAACGGCUGGACGUGGCUGAAAAUCCGCGAGUCGAGUACACUGGCCUACCCAGAUCCCAGCUUAUGCUUUGCAAAUACGUCUGGGUCUGGAAGUGGAGUGCGACCUUGUGAUGCGCGUUUUAGAUCACACAAAAAUCUGUCGUGCACGGAGAGCAAAAGUUGCGCACUUCUUGUCGCCGAAGGAAAGUGGGAAUUUGUUCUGCGGGAUAGGCAUUGAGAAGCGUUCUGCUUCUCACAAUUUGUGAUGCUAGCGCUUGCAUGGCAGACCUUCUCGGUCAUGCACAACCAGCAUCACAGACAUCUGGACUCAUCCAGACCCAGACUUCAUAUUUGCAGUUGAUACAACUUAGGCUUGAAUGAUUGGUUCGAUGCAAGCACUAUCCUGUGCAAAAGUAUCGCACUCGUAGUAAUCGCAGUCAUGCAUUCCAAAUUUCUUUCUCAACUUAAAUCCGCAUUACAAAUUUUAGUUCUCAUGCUGAGGAAGUUUGUCAUGCGAUUCAUACUAGUGCGAUGCUUUUGCAGUUCAUAAGCACCCAGCUGGAGUGCGCCCCCACCCACGUGAGCCUUGUUGGCAAUCCGCUGCUGCGGUGCAAAGGCGAAGGCCUGCCGCUCGGCCUGAAAUUGGCCCGUUGCGGGGAGAAGUGCAAGCAUUCCACGGGCGUGUGCGCCGCGAAUCAGCUGCCGCGCCAGGAUGACCACCCCUGUGCCAAAAAUCGCUGCGUCAGUAGCGAACAAGCGACCUGUUGCCGGAUGAGGUGUAGCGCGGGGGUGACCUGUAUCCAGGAAAGAACACCCAUCCCCAUCCAUUUUUGGCAUGACAAACACUGGACUUUAUGCAUGUUUUGCAUGACAAAUUGGAGAUAGGUCUUUUUUCCUGGAUAGCCUGCAGUGACUAUGACGUAGCCGGGCAGGACUACUACCACUUGCAACCCAAUCCGGACGCCCUGCGCUGCACGAACCACGACUGCAGCGGCAACCAGAAGGAGCGCUGCUGCCAGAAAAACCAAAUGUGCAAUCACUUGACUAUGGCGUUGUGCGCAAACGUUACUACACUCUCAACUGUUACAUAGAUUUGUCAUGCAAAAUUGCUUUACGGUGCUUCGCAUGACAAACUGUCGGAGGGUUAAGCAGCAACAUGAUAGUAAUCUGUUCCAUAUUUGUAAUGCAAAACGCGCAAUCUACUUCCCGUUGUCCCUUUCGCUUUUGCUGUUCUUGCAUCACAGAUGCGUGUAACAGUUGAGAGUCUAAAGUUUGAGAACGCCAUAGUGAUGUGCAAAGACCACUUUCCCGGGUACCUGCAAAAGGCAAACGCGGCGAGCCUGGCCUGUGUCACGGAAACCUGCGGCAUAUCCUAUGCAAAAACGUCCCCACACCAACAUAGUCAAGCUCAAGAUGGGAAGUCUACGACACAAAUCUCCAAGUCUUGGAAGUUCUGCAUGACAAGUUUCCCUCGGCAGUGUAGUCCUGGCUAGCAUGGAAAGCCGCAUGGGAAAGCCGCUUUCUCAUCCUGUUUACAGCAUCACAAACGCAAAAACACGACUGGAAAUGCCUCUCAUGGAGCUUCGCAAUACAGAUGUUCCUAUCAUUGCGCAUUUGCAUGACAACUCUGGGAUGUUGGGAACGCUUUUGCACAGGAUUCGGUACCUCGUCGGAGGAGAAGGCGCAGUGCUGCGUGGAAGGCUGCCUGGACCCCUCCGAGAGUGACCGGUAUGGCUUCGUGGCCAAUUGUAUGCAUUGCAAAAGUAUCGUACUCGCACUCGUGGUAUUGCAAUACAUAUUUAGAUCAGCAUGGCAAAUGGAAUUUCUCAUGCUGAUUUAGCUUGAAAAAGAAAUUUGUCUUGCAUGACUGCGAUUAGAAGUGCGAUACAUUCGCACAGGAUAAAUUGGCUCGAUGUCCGCGAGGACCCGGCGCUGGCCUACCCUAUCCUGAGUAAAAACGCCCCCACCCCAUAGUUGUUAUGCAGAUUUGCGAUUACAGGAAGAUUUGUAACGCGCAUCUCCAACAUGAGAGGCAUUUCCAAUCUCGUUUUGGAAUUUGUAAUGCUGUAAACAGGAUAAGCAGAUGGAUUUCUGAAGCGGGUGCCCUUGCUACCAUGCACUACAGUACGGACUGCAACUUGUCAUGCGUGGCUCCCAAAACUUCUCGACUCGUCUUGCUAAGUUCCCAACUUGACUACGGGGUGGGGACCUUUUUACAUGUGAUACACCCGACAACCGGCUCCGGAGCCCCUGUUUGGGCGACCGCAGACUCCCGCGUCGGCUGUUCUUCUGCGACGCAUGUGGCCAUCAUGCCUUCACAGAGCAGUCCUCCCGAAACGUGGUGCACGGGAUCGCAUCAGCCCUUGAAAUUGAAAGCCGACCGGUGCCGGGAGUACUGCAAAACGGAUCCAAGCGCUAGUUGCGGUACGGAUUCGCUGCAUUUCCUUGUCCAAAACGACACCGCCUACUGCGCAGACAACCACUGCCGCACCACCGACCGCACCACCUGUUGCGUGCACAGGUGCACGCUGCCGGGGGAUAGCUUUGGGUACCAGUUGGUAAACGGAAAAGAUUGGGAGGAAGAUCUGCUCAAGAGCCGGGGUUUGGCGUACCCGGAGAAUCAAGUGAAAACGUUAUCCUACGAAAAAAGUGUUUCACUGUAAGGACUUUGCAAGUUUUGCAGCACAAGUUUGUUCCACUAUAGAAAAUGUGCCAUGCGUGGUUCCUAAGGGAAACUGGGAGGUUCCUAAGGGAAACACGUUUGAAAUUACAAUGUCUUGUUGCAUGUGUAGCAAGACAAACACCUCUCUGCAAUACACUUUCUGCACCACAAGUUUACAGUGAAACAGUUUUUUCCUUCGAUAAACGUGGGCACACUUGCAAUGUGCCGCGACGCACGACGGCGCGGCGGAGUACAAGUGUGCGAGCCCAAAUACAGCUUUACACCUCCAAGGGUGCAAGGAGCGUUGUACGAAGUUCAAAAAUGCAGACUGGUGCAGUAGUGCUGCCCCCGGCUAUUUACCCAGGUCGAAUCACGCGUCUCUCACCUGUGCGGGGCAGUACUGCGACCAGACAACCGACCACGCAACCUGCUGCAUCGAAGGCUGCAUCGACCCCACGAGUAACGAUAAGUAUGGUUUCGUUGCCACUCCGGAUUGGCUCACCGUGCGAGAAAGCGCAGCGAGUGCCUACCCUGGUGCCGCCGCUUGGGCCGAUGCGGGCUCACUGCUUUCCUGCGAUACGCAGACGCACGUAACAAGUGGUUCCGGCACCCCGGAAACCUUCUGUGCCGGGAGCGGGCAGAAAUUACAAAUCAAAACUGCGUAUUGCCGUGAGAAGUGUAAGACAGGACACGAGGCCAGUUGCGGCGUCACGGGCGACUUUUUCCUUCUUUCCCCUGAUAACGAUAUGUACUGCGUUGACAACCACUGCGCGCUUACCGACAGAAAUAAGUGCUGCGUGCAGCGGUGCUUACCACCGACAGACCCCGUCGGAUACCAACUGAAAGACGGGAAAGAUUGGGUCGCCGAUUUGCUGCGAAAUUCCACUCUGACCUACCCGGGGGGUUCUGCCGGUCAGUUUCAAUCCUGGGCGCAUUUGGAGUGUUCGAGCUCCCAUGCGGGCGUUGCGCAGUAUGAGUGUGCAGCUGCUAAUACAGCUUUAGAGCUGACCGGCUGCAAGGAACGCUGUACGAAGUUCGAAACUGCAGACUGGUGCAACAGCGGCUACUUACCACACGAAAACCGCGCCGCAUUGACCUGCUCCGGGCAGCACUGUGUGGAUGAGAGUACAUACACCGGGGAUGAGGCAGCCUGCUGUGUCCAAGGGUGUGUGGUGAACCCUGCAGACAGUGAUAAAUACGGCUUCGUUGCGGUGACCACCUGGCUUGAUGUGAUCCAAGACCCAGCCCUCGCCUACCCCAAAGCCACAGCCAGCUGGGCUACAGCCAGUUCGCGGAUCACCUGCGAUAGUACCACCCACGUACAAGCCGAGGGGCUGAGUCGCGAGGUCAGGUGUUUGGGGUCGGGGCAAGAUCUGGAAAUUCAGACCGACCGCUGUCAGGAACUGUGCAAAACCGACCCGGACGCUAGUUGCGGGACGGAUUUUAGCUAUUUUCUAGUACAGGACGAUACCGCGCACUGUGCAGACAACCAUUGCGGAACAGCCGAUCGGAGCGCGUGUUGCGUGCACAGGUGCACGCUGCCGGGGGAUACCUUUGGAUACGAAUUACUAAACGGGAAAGAUUGGGAAGAUGACUUGCUCAAGAGCAGAGCUUUGGCGUACCCGGAGCUGAAUCAAGCGAAAACGUGGACACACUUGCAGUGCGCAGCCACGCAUGCGGGUGCAGCAACUUACACGUGCGGAGCACCCAACACGAAACUGCUCCUUAUGGCGUUCUCAAAUGUUACAUUCUCAACUUGUACGAUGAUUUGUAAUGCAAAAUCACAAUCAGAAUCGACACGAUCAAGCUGCUUCGCAUGACAAAUUCUCGAAGAGCCAAACAGGCUGAGAAUCUUUGCCAGAUCUGUCAUGCAAGACGCGCAAGGUGCCCCCUUUCACUUUUGCCAUUCUUGCAUCACAAAUCCAAGUAACAGCUGAGAAUGUAAGAACAGUUGAGAACGCCAUACACCUCGCCGGUUGUCAGGAAAGGUGCACGCGGUUCAAAACCGAAAAUUGGUGUCCCGGAGGCCUUCUGCCGAAUGCCAACCAUAUGAAUUGCAAAAAUGUCUAGGUCGGGAAGAAUGUAGGACUUGUCAUGCUUGUCUGGCAUGACUCCUAGAUCUGUAAUGCGCAAGCAGGAACGGGGCCUCUUGCCGGUCAUGCAAAAACGCAGUUUGCCAUGCGGAAAACGAAACACAUGGCAGUGCAAAAACUUGUCAUGCUUGGCUGCAUAUUGUAGUGCGCCCACCAUUCCGAGAUUUGCAUCACAAGUUUCGAGAGCCAGACAUAUUUGCAUAUGAUAGACCACGCGAACCUACGGUGUGCCGGACAGCAUUGCGACGGGGAUGAUCAAGGGGACCAAGCUUAUGCAAUGCAAAAGUAUCGUACUCGUAUUGCAAUCAUGCAUCACAAAUCUUUCUCUUAAGGUAAAUCAGCAUUACAAAUUUUAUCCCUCAUGCUGAGGAAAUUUGUAUUGCAAUUUAUGCUAGUGCGAUACUUUUGCAGUGCAUAAAGCUACCUGCUGUAUGCAGGGCUGCGUGGUACCCACGGUCGGGGGUGCCGAAGAUCCAUUGUUUGUGCACAAGUAUAAUGUGGUCCCAUCUCAGGAUUGGACCAGCGUGAUUUCUUGGCAGAACUACAACACGGGCGCCGGCCUGUACCCAGGCGGCGGCUGGGUCGCAAACACCAAUCUGUACCACUGCAACUCUAUCCCAGAGAGAAAAGCAGCCAGGGCAUAUUUGUAGUGCCAAAACAAAUACACAGAAAAAUCUGUCAUGGGCGGCCUCAUGGCUGCAUGUUGUUUGGGAUAUGCAACACGUAUAGUAUUCACUGUUGCACUACAAAUGUGACCUCCUGCCUGCUUUUUUCUGCGUGAUAAACUUCACGGACUACACGGGGACUCUGCAGCUGAAGUGCCCGGGUUCGGGACAACCGCUACAAGGCCGGGGCUGCGCGGAAAUUUGCGACUGCGCCCACGGCACGAAGACCGACACCGGUUGCCCGGCGCCGCACGCGGAACGCUGCGCGUCGUGCGAAAAUUCGGCGCAGUUCGGGGUCCGGGUACUGAAUACACAAGAUGUGGCUGCGAGUCCCAACGCUUUUCACUGGAGUGUCGACAACGAGUACUACGAACAAAGAAUGUGCUGGGCGAAGUGUGACCACGUCAACUACUGCCACGGGCAGGAGCCAAACAAUUAUGAGCGUGCACAACUCCCACUCCUCCCCCUCAUUUGUGAUGCAAAAGAACCGCAAAUCCAUUUGCUGCACUGUGGCACUGUUUGCAUGACAAAUUUCAACAGAAGUCCAAACAGUACAACCUUCGGCCGGUGAACUUGAACUUGUCAUGCACAGGCUUCAAGACUACGGGCGUUUGUAUUGCUGUUCAUGCCAUACAAACGAGGCGGAGGAGGAGUUGUGCACUUUCAUAACAACGGGGCUUUUUACCAGAGCCGGGUGGCCGCGGAUUUUGAAACUGGAGCCUGGACCACCAAUGACAUGAGCUGCCUGGUUAUGCAAUGGAAAUGUAUUUCGUCCCCACGCCGCGCACAAGUACAACUAAAAACGACAAAAUGCAUCGCAAACAACUUCUUGGCAAUAGUGGUCGUGAGAUCAUUCAUAAUAUGCAUACACUCGGGAAGAAGAAGAGGCUGAGCAGGAGGAUUGGAGAAAAGUUUUGUCAUGCAAAAACCAGAAGAUGUGAUGCUGAUGUUUUUGUAUUUCUAAAAGUACGGGGGGAAAAUCUUAUUUCCUGGGGAUAUUGAUUCCUUGGUGUACACACGCCCGGGACGAAGACAGUGAAUGCGACAAGGCGAACAACUGCUGCGUAAAGGGGUGCAAUAUGCCUUGCAAAUAUGUCUGGGUCUGGGGGGAUGCAACUUGUGAUGCUACCUUUGGAUUCUGCAGAAAAUUUGUAGUGCAUGAACAGCAUUCAAAAGAGGUGCAAUUUGUGCUACGCGGAGAGGGCAUUGAUUUCUCAUGCGGCAUGACCAUGAGAAACAAACCCUCGCAGAAUCUUUGAUGCUAGGGCAUGCAUCACAGGCCUCAUGGGUCAUGCAAAAUGAGCAUGACAAACUCCUGCACUCUUCCCGACCCAGACCUCUUUGCGAUGCAUAUGCAAACCGCCCCAAGUCACGACGGGCUACAACAUCAACUUUGCAACCGCGUUGGUCCGGAAGGAGCUCUACCCACCACCUGUAUGAAAUGCAAAAGCAUCGCACUCGUAGUAAUCGCAAUUAUGCAUGACAAGUCGCCUUCUUAAGCUAAAACAGCAUGACACCUUCCAUUUGUCAUGCUAAGGAAAUUUGUAAUGCCAAGUACUGGCUGUACGAUACCAUUGCAUUUCAUAACCUGACUAUCGCAAGAAAAAACUGUUUCACUGUGAACUUGUGAUGCAGAAAAAUGGAACACAGAACUAUUUGUCUUGCUAGACCUGCAAGACAUUGGAUUUUCAAGCGUGUUUUCCCUUGGGCAGCGCGCAUGACAAAUUUUCAGUGUCAUGUGUAACAAACUUGUGAUGCAGAUCUUGCAAAAUCAUCACAGUGAAACAGUUUUUUCGUGGGAUACUGACGACGUGAACAAUUUUUGCAUCCGGCAGGUGGGAAAAAACUACGCUGCCGGGGGCAGCGCAGCCGACGGGCAGCCCGCGGGGUUUAAAACGUUCGAGGAUUGCCUGGAUUGGUGCGCGCGGGAUAGCGACUGCAAGGGGAUCGCGUUCUUGAAACAGGUCCAGUCGCCGAGCAAAAACUGUAUCGCGAAGGUGGAAAAUGGAAAUGCACCGACGGACGAUGCUGCUGUUGAUUAUUUGAAAAUGACCGAGGCCUGCCGCCAGCGGUUUGCAAACCUGCACGGGCUCGCCGGGGGUAUAUAUUUAUAGUUCACUUUUCUUUUGCUUUUGAAACUAGCUAGACGAACACCUCCCAAUGGAGAAAGACGCGACCAGAUGCAGAAGGAAUAGUGAGGCAAGUGACUAAAAGACGAGAACGAAAGAACAGAGCGAAUGCUGAAGCCGAUUUGUCCUCAUGAUGAGUUUUUAUUUAAAUUGGACGUAGUUGCAUGCUGAUGCUCCUUAGACUGUGAUAUUAGUGACGAGCCCCGCCCCCGUGCGAUACAUGAGCUCCAGAAAUACGAUAGAGAACAAAACUUCGACAUUACCCGGCCACUGUGCUGUAGCUACUUACUUAGAUGAUUGGGAACCCACCCCCAAAUUAUCCCAGCUAUUCAAAAUAAUCUGCUAGCGCUACGCCCAGCAGUACGGUUGACGAUUCGAUAGCUCGUCAUCUCACUGGAGGUCACCAGUGCUUUCUUCGAAAAAGUGUUCCGUUGUCUCGCACGCACACCAGCAGGCGUAAAUGGAAGAAAAUGAAUAAAUGCGUUACCACCCAUCUAAGGUGCUGCUGUACAGUUGUGACUCCCACGUGCGUCCUGAAAUGAAAAUCGGAUCCACCAGAAUAAAGGUCUUGACAUAAUUUCCAUUCGCGCACUUUACUGUUGUGAGACCGGCAGCGGUAGUAGUUUUCACUGUGGUCGUGCGUGCAAGUAGCGUUUUUGUUUCAGCAAGAACAACAAAAUUUGUUCGAAGCAGCUGGACUCAUCUCUGUUGCUGCAGCCAACUUUUAGCCGCGCGUCUAUUUUCGUUUCAGUUUUUGCGGUCUUUGGCUCCAUAGUACGAUGGAAGCAGCAAGGGUGGCUCUCAGAUCUUCAACGCAUUUACCGUAGUAGAAGAGUUGGUGGCGCGACUCCCCUAGUACGACAUGAAAGAACGAUAGGCAAGAAUGGAAAAAUUCCUCAAUCCUUGUCCACCUCAUUUUUGCUGCUGCUACUUCAUGUUCCCUUCUCACACACCGUCUCGACGCAGUGGAGCUGCGGGAUCUUUUUGAAGAUGAAGUUGAGUGGUGCAUUACUAAAGCCUUUUCCUAUUCCCAUUACCAUUUUCGAGAUUCAACGAUCGCCACUUGGAACAACGAAUCGGGGCAGCAGCUGGAGGCGACUUUCACCACCACCGCAAGCGUGGACGAGCAGACCAUGCACAUGCUAAUAGCCCGGCCCCUUCAUUUUCCGCACGAAGAUGAGAAUGAAAAUAGCUAGAACUACACUUUCUAUUGGAACUAAAUCUUCAUCUAAAUCAGCUCGCACUACUAGUAGUUCUAGUUGUAUAUUAAUCCGAGGACGACAAAUUGGCUCAACAUUCCGCAUUUAACUUAGUGCUUUGCAUGAUUCUAUACGGCGUUGAAUUUGAAUUCUUUUCUUCGCGAUCGAUGAGCUUUGGGUUCUCCGUCUCAACGGAAUGAGUGCUGUUUGAAACAGGAGUUUUCAGUUUCAGUCCUACUUGUUGAGAAGAUUAUCAUCCAGGCAUUCACAGGCAGCGGAUGCUCGAUUCGGCGUGUCUGGGCGACUUCGUGUGCGGGAUUUGCGGGAUAGCGAACCACGACGAUCUCACCGUCAUCGACAUCCACUCACAGGUUUGCCGGCAGACACUCACCAAGCAGUCGCGUCCGAACUGCACGAGAAUCCCGAAGCAGUGCGUGGAGUGUUCGGCGGAAGUAAUCUACGAGGCCCAACACUAUCAGAACCUACACGCAAGCCGUCCUUCUAACAACAAGAACUAUCAGGCCCUGCUGGAAGCGGAGAAGAAUGCGGUGCUCGACACGACCUUCAUCAUGUCCAAGUUCAAGAGCCCCAGGGGCCCGGUGUUUGACAAGAUAGCGGUCGGGACGUGGAACAUGCAGGCGGCGCAUUCAACUUCACAGCGGCGGGACGUGCUCGCCGCGCACCAGCCACCGAUUGCUACGGACGAACUUUGCAUGUUUCUCGACGACAAGAAGACCAAGGUCGAGCUGAACAUAAUCAACCUAGAUGAGACGCAUGUAGCCUGGCUAGAUGCGGACAAGUCCAGGCUGGUUGACAAGAUGACGAGACGCGGCUACCACGUCCUUCUCUGCCGAACGAUCAGGACGAGGAACAAAUGUGUGCUCCAGCAUGCUGCUGAUCGGGGUCGAGCUUGGCCUGCCCGAAGUCGUUCUCUGCAAGGCGGACCAGAAGUGCGAGAGAAAAGUAGCAAUAGUUCGCAUCCACGACCACCCAGUAACAGUAGCAGGGAUCUACGCGCCACCCGAGAACUUGACCGAGGCCCUGCUGCCCGUCCACCCGGAGACGGAGCUGCCCACCAUCCUUCUAGGCGACCUGAAUGCAAGGCACGCGAAGUGGGACGCAGGUGGCACGAGGAGAGACUUCACUGCCAACAAGGCAGGGAAGAUUGUUGCAGAGCUACUAGGGCCCAACGUGAACCAUGAAGGAAAUUGGGUACAGGCAAAUGGAGGGCGCCUGGCUACCCGCCCGUCAUCCUCCUCCACCCCCGACAUGAUAGUUUACGAAAGUAGAUUCUUUGAGCAUGAAAAUACGAACACAAUAAGCAUGACAUCUAGUGAUCACGACCUGCUUCUGACAGAACUCAAGAUAGGGCCGAAUCUACUAGAACUUGCAGACUGGGAAUGCGAGCCGCCGCUAACCUUUGAAGACGAAAACCGGAUCAAGUUCCUGAUGGACGAGGCGAAAGACGAGGACUGGAUGAGAUACAGAGCGGCGGCCGAGGAUAGAGCAAGUAGUUUAUUCCGAAAGAUUGAUCUUAGCGGGGCGACGGGAGCCAAGGAGGACUACUGGACACAGAAGAUUCUUGCGCCUGACGACUGGAUGCCGGGGGCGGUGAUUAGCGUGGACGCGGCUGACGACACGCUCGUGAGGAUCCGGGAUAGUAUUCGGUCUGCCGCGAUGGAGACCCUGAAGUUCAAGCGGGAGAAGACGAAGAAGUAGGCAGCACUAGCAACAGAGCAAUUCACGAAAGGGAGUAAUAAAAAGCCUGGAGCGGACACGAGAGCCGUUCCAGGUGGGCCGAUAGCCGUUGCUGGAGGAGGAGUAGAACUGCCAAGCGACAACGUAGACACCGCCGCUCGCAAGGAGAUUGACUGGACCGCGAUGAAGGAGCGGAAAGGCAAAGCGCGGUGGUCGACCGGCUUUCCGACUCUUAUGGUCAAGAACGAUGAGGCUACGCGGAUCGCCUACCUAGAGAGGACCACCGGCAUAGCAGUGCGCUCCCUGUCCGAGGCCAACAAACUCCUGAAGGCCAAGAAGGUGAAGGACAUCCCGACGGAGGCCGAAGCGGCACGCACACCCGCGGAAGUGUGCAGGGUCAUCCGCUCCUUCUUCCGCGAGAAGCCCUACAAAGUCUACGAAGAAUUUGGAGUGGCGAUGGCAAGCAAAGACGAGGUGGGGGCGGCGUGGCGCGACGCGGAACGGGACUACCUCCGCAAACGAAGCGUGACUGACGGCGGAGUUGUUUGGCCGCUGAAGUUCCAGGAGCUGGAGGCCGCGAUACGUAAACUGGAGAAGGGGAGAGCGCCGGGCUUCUGUAUGACGACCCACGAGCUGGUCAUGAACUGCGGCCCGAUGAUGCGGUGGGCGCUUUUCCAGUGCCUUGCCUCCUUUGUCGAAUACGGAUGCUACCCGAAGGUAGGCCGACUGAUAUCCAUGGCAGCCGUUCCGAAGGUGGAGGGAGGAUGUUUUUUGGAGAUGUUGAUGAGGCCAGUUAGCUUGUGUAGCGUUUUCUCGAAAUUGUUGGACAACAUACUGGACAGACGUCAGUCAUUGUUCCUUGAGGGACACAAAUGGACAGGAACUGAAUACCAUGGCAAGGGGCCUAGCGUCCAGCCACCAUUUUCAAACGCAUACAGGCAAGCGCAUGGAAAAGAGUUCAGCGCUGCAGUUGUGAUUAAUGGAAUUUAUAGGCAUGUCAAGUGCUCCGUAGUUCUCAACGAUUGCUGUAGUGGGUUCGAUAUAGUGUGCCACGUUGAGACUUUGGGGCAGCUUCGCCUGAGACUCUGCCCCGAGCAACAAGUUGCUGCGGUUGCCGGAUUUCUCAAAAUGCGAAAGAUAAAGUUACCAGGAGGGCGGGCAUACUGCCUCUGGGUGGGCAAGCCGCAAGGCUCGCCACUCUCAGGGUCAGUAUGGAAUGGGUAUGCAAUUGCAUUGAUCUUGGACGUGCUAGAGAUAGAGGCUGUGAAAGUACUCAGUGCGUAUUCGGAUGAUAUUACAGUUGUAGUAGACGAAUCCCCCGGGGCAGACAAGGUGCCCGGCGUCAUGAAAGAGAAGGGUUUGCAGAAAAAGAUAUUUUUUGAUGCAGCGAAACAUUCCAGAAUUAUGUAUGACGCAACAAAGCCAUGCACAGCAUCAGCAACAGGCACAGGCAAGAGCCUCGGGGUUAUCUAUGAUGGCACUAUGAAUUUCAGGGCUCACGCGAAGGAGGUGCUGCGCAAGGUCGGCAAGGAGUUCGAUUUCCUACAGACGGAGAAGGGGUGGGGAGUAAAGCAGCUGAUAAUGUUGAUGAACGCCUUCGCCUAUCCAGCAGUCACCUCCAUCUCGGUGGUGACUUUUCCCUUCUUCACGCUCGCGGCCAAGAAAGAAAUCAGCGCGGCCUUCAGUAGUAAAAUCAAGCAACGCCUCGACCUCCCGAAGAAUACUAGUAAUGCCGUCCUUUUCCACACUACCGGCCUCGCCCCCCCCAUCGACUACAUGCUGGUGGACGCGUUGAUGGUGUUCUUCAAGGGCGCGGCGCAGCAGCUAUGGAGCCUCCACCUCAGCAGUGACAACAUCCCGAGCUUCCGGCCGGCCGUCGGGCUUGUCGCAGCCGCCGGCCCUCUUCCUCCCACGCCGGCGCCGCUGUGCAGCAGUAGCAGCAGUAACAGUAGUAGCGCUGUAUUUCUCCCCACCCCGCCGCGGUAUGACAUCGCAGUCGGCGAAAGCGCCCCCAGCAGCAGUAGCAGUAGUAAAUGUCCUCCCGCGCCACAAGUAAGCAGCAGUAGCAGUAGUAGUUCCUUUCUCCUGUCCUCCCUGCCGCAGGCCGGUAUGUCAAGCAGCAGUAGCAGCUCCCACCACCCCUCCGCACCACCAGCUGCAGAUAGAUCCGGCAGUAAUGAGUCAGAUAGUGUCAGGGCGCCGGCGCUCCGUCCUCAUCCUCCGGCGCCCCCGGUAGACGCAACCUCAGCAGCAGUAGGCAGCAAUAGUAGCAGUAGCAGUAGUGUCGCGCGUCCUCCCUCUCCUCCACGCGCCGCCGGCAUCCCGGAUACAGCAGAAGUUGAUGAAGAUGUUGAGGCCGACGAGUUUCCCUCGUCAGCGAACAUCCACGCACAAGGAGAUCCGGAAGAAGCAGUCGGAGCCGCGCAGUUUGUCAACCCGUUGUGGGCCCCGUGCACAGAGGCCUGGUCUGACAGGAUGAACCGUAUUGCAUUGAGCGACGACUUUAAGGAACUAGCGGAGGCAGCAGUAGUGCUCAGCAUCGGUAGGAAGUAUUGGCGCGGUGUGGACAAGAUUAGUGUGCGCGACAUGAGCACGGUGGCGGCGGAUUUCGGGGCCCCGGACCCAGCAGCAUGCGGAGACGACCACAAGCUGAAGGACAAGUGCAGGCUGCUGAUCUCCCAGAUCACAGAGGCCGAGAUCCAGCGGGCCAUCGCAGAUCCAACAAUAAUGGUAUCGUGCACAGACGGAGGGGCAAAAGGAGACACGGGCAGCGGGGGCGGUGCCUCCUGGUCGGGAUGCAAGUUCCAGGAGGAGUCCCCCGCUCCCCUGGUGGUGAGCUGUUGUGGCAUUGUGUCAGAGAUCCCAGAAGCGGAUCCUGACUCUUUUGAUGGCGAGUGCUUUGGUCUUAUCCAUCACAUUCGCGAGUUGAUCAAAAAGGUCGAUCCUACCACCCUUCGAAGAAUCAAGAAGCAUAAGUUCUACAUAGAUAGCAAUGGGCUGCUAAUGGCCCUGAAAGCAUACAGAGACCGUAGCAACCCCAUGAUAAUAAUGGUGGUGCUAGAACUAGAGAAACUAGAAGCGGCAUCCGGUCCAGGAUGCUCAUUCGAAUUUGCAUGGACAGGAUCGCACUUGGGCAACUACUACAACGACUGGGCGGACGAGAUGGCGACGCAGGGGCUUGAUCACCAGCGGGGGGAAGAGGUGGGUAGAGAGUUGUAUAGGAAGGUGCUGACUACAAAUUUGCUUCGCAGGCUACUAGAAGAGAAAAUCUUGAACAAGUAUGACGCAGGAUCCUCUGCACACCCCUACUUACUAGAGAGAGCAAGACAAAUCGGACCCUACCAGAGUAACGAAGGGUGGCCGAAUUUCGUCAAUAGUAUAAUCUUCCCGCUAUGGGUGGGAACAACACAUAAAGGGCGUUUAGGCAUGGGCAAGAUCUUGCAUGACAAAGAAGCUGAGGGUGGGGUGGUGAUGGUGUGUCCCCUCUGCAAGAGAAGGACAGCUCCGACCACUGACCAUCUGCUAUUCGACUGCCAAGCAGCGGAAAUCCCACAGAUCCGCACUAAGUACCUCAGUCAGCCGAGAAUCAAACAGCUAAGCUAUCGAAUUUAUCUGAUCAAAAAGCCCAGCAGUGUGCCGCAAUUUCUCAAUUUCUACAAAGAGGUAGGUGACAUCUACCCGGGCGUGCUACCAAGUGGUGUGCGAUCCGCCAUACAGUGCCACCCGGUGACCGAAAAACAAGAAGCAACACCAUACGAACCGGAAAAACUCCGAUCAGCGGUGAGCGCCGCGCUAAUCGAGAAGCUCGCGCCCUGGGUGCGAGAAGUGUAGAAAGACCGAUGGUAGGAGGGAAAACGGGUGCUGAGGUGAUGAAAGGCCUCAAACUGGCUACAGACCGUGACUAGAAGAGGAGUUUUCGCACAGAGAGGGCACGACGCCGAAUCCUGCACCCAAAACCACCGAAAUCCAGAAGGCUGUUCUACCGCGCUGGAAGUCUAGUGUGGAGGUGAAGGGCGAAAGCGAGCGGGCAAAGCAUCCAAGGGCGAGGGGUGUUAGGGCGGGCGGACCGGAACCUUUCCCGAGGCGCAGCGCAUGCAAGCACCAGCUCAACACUAACAUGCGAAAACCGACGGACGGCGGCCGAGCUGGAGGAGAAGUAGGUGGAAAAGGAGCAAGUGCAGCGAUGUUAAAAUGAAAAUAUUUUAGUCUAGCGGUCUCAUCCUCACUACAAAUAAAAAACGUCACUCCCUCAGGGGCGAAGUUGCCGACACGGAAAAAGCUAACAUGAUAAAGUGCCUGAAAAUACCUCUUGUGGCAGGCGGAACAGCAACACCGAGACAGAAGGAAACUCACGAAAGCAACUAGAACAACUAGAGAGAGAGGGCACGGGGAGUGUUCUUUACUGGUGACGUCUUCUCAUCUUUUCCCCGCACGCGCAGCCGGACCCUUGGCUAUACAUCCCCAUCUGCGGGCGCCUAGGGCGCAAGAACGAUCACAACAGGUCACGCCCGCGUCCAGGUCAAGAAAACCAACCGAAGCGAAAGGCUAACGAGACGAGGAAAGAUAUUUAUCUGGACCCCAAGCUGCUGAGAUGUCGAUAGAUCCUGAUAUUGAUUUUCUCAGAUAGAGAUUCCUGAUGUAUCCCUAUCUUUUCUCGAUUCAAGGUGCAAAUCCAUACAUAUUAGAACUCCCCGCGAACCAGUGCAGCCGCUCAGUGGAAGAAUCUCAGAUUUUUGAAGGCGCAGCUAAAGUUCGCGUCUUGCACUCGUAGACGCGGACUUUGUAGAACCAGACGAAGGUCCGGCCAGAACCACCCGAGAGAAGGUGGUAGCGUGGCAAAUAUGUUACCACCUUGAAGAACCUGAUCGAGACAAAAACGGGAGGUGAGCUCUGCCGCAAGCUGCUCCAGGGCGGAGGCAGCGCAAAGUCUACAGAGUUAAGGGACAAGCACCUAACAUAUAUGGUGCCCGAUAUGACCCUAAACUCGCCCAAGCCCCGGACCGUCCCAGAGUAGACAGCCGCACCACAGAGGGUAAGCUUGUGAGCAGACGGAGCGCACCCGGCCGCGGCUCGAAGAGAAGAAGCUGCAACAGUGUACCUCAGUGCCCGCAACUCGAAGAGUGGUAGUUGCAUCAUGGCGCGUCUGGUACAAGGAACAGGAGUGAAUGCUGGCCGAGUAGGUGUUUCUCCUGAGAGCGGUGCCUCCCUGCUCGUUUCCUCCGGGUGGUCUGCGACAUCAUGUUCCACUUGAUAGCACUAUGUAUAGCUAAAAACAGGCGUGAAGGAUCCUCCUCCUCCUUGAGAAGAUUAUCAUCCAUCUCCCCAGGUCAAACGGCAGUUCGUAUCCCGCGCACGCAGAAUUGUCAGUGGCUGGACAACUCACAAGAAUUUGAUGCAUGGCAAAAGCUACCCGCCCCGGCAUUUUUUACCUGACUAGUGGUAGUGCGUGAGGAUCAUGGGUGUGAGACAAACGAAGAAACCAACACUACGGUCCUCACGAGCAAGAGCAGGCUAAGGCUUUCCUUUUUUGCAUAAACAACUACACGUUGAACGAUUGAACUCAGAGAACCUUCGACUCUGAGUCUGAACAAGAACUCAGCGACAUCAAUUCUGCCCCUGUCCAUACCCUCCUUCGCGCAUUCAAGCUUCCAGUGUGCGACUAACUACCAUUCGACGAAAUACCCAGCGGACUACACGGUCAAUUUCCCCACCUCAAAGCUCUCCCAGCUCGUCGACCUCGCGUGUCCUUCGUCCGGGGCCGAGGUAGAGAAGUCAACCUGCGUGCCGACCUGUUUUUGCACGUCGGACACCAGUACGAAUUCCGAUCCUAACUUCAUCCUCGGCACCCCGGACCACAGCACCAACAAGUGCCCCGGGCUAUGCCUGGAAAAAACUGCGUAAGUGUAACUCUGUAAUGCAGAACAUGCAACAGAGUUACACAUGUCAUGCCAGACACCCAUGAAGUCCUCUGUUCGUGUGUGUUUUCCCUUACAAGCCACGCAUGACACACUUUUUUUUUCGGUAAGAGAGGGAAUCAGACUAAACAGAUGGAAUCAGACUAAUGGAAUCAGACUAGAUGUAGAAUCAGACUAGUGGAAUCAGAAUAGUGAGUAGAAUCAAGAUACUUGAAUCAGAAUUAUAGUUAUACGUUGAGUCUGCAUCCCCAUCCGUCGUCGAAUGAAUGUGGUCGGUCAUUGUGUUCUCUGUCGUAUGCAUUGGAUAUGUUGAUGCCCUCCUGCAAGCAUCGCUUUGGCCCAUCGCUUUCUCGUCAAUUCAUCUGUGGGCAGUGCGUGUUCGCUGCCGCGCUUCUAUUUCAGGCGGGACUUGAUUUGCAUGCUUUGUAUGUCUGCGCAUCAGACCACAUUUAGACGGAGGGGGGGCAAGGUUUUCAUAGUAUAUCUUGCAUAGAAGUUGUUUUCGGCGAUCCUCGGUGGCCAGCCCGGGUCAACUUCUAUCACAAGCUCCGGAUCAUUCUCGGCUCACUCGCUUCCUCAUCCUCGCGACGGCACGACUGGCAGACCGCGCAUGUGUCAUGGAUGACGGGCGCGGGCCCUAGCAGGUACUAAAUGCAGAUACAUUGUUUCUUUUUCAGAUGAUACCACGUUGCUUGUUUAUUUUUGGCGCGGCGGUACUAUAUAUAUUAAUAUUUUGAAACGAAUCGCGAGAUAAAGAAACGCAUGUCCUAGCUUUAUGCAUGAGACCUCGCGCCACCACUACGACUCUCACACACCGCCGCGCGGCGUCACGGAGCCAGAAGGGAGACAGACUGCUUCGCUCUCGCGAAGUGAGCAGGGGCGUCGUGCUCUACUUUCCAUCUAAUGCAUUGCGGGCGUGAUGGUUUUCCUUAACAAAGCAACAGAUUUGCUGCUGCUGUUGCUGCUCUUUCCUUUGCCUUUUACUCCUUUCUACUUCUCAGUCUUGCCGCCCUCUCUUCUACCCUCCCAAAAAGGACGCUCUACUUCUCUGUUUUGCGCGGGGUGCAACUGUCUGGCCUCGCUCCCAUUGGUUAGAAAGGGCGAGGUAGUUGGCCGGCUAUGUCUAGCGAGCACAGCGUGGCUGCUAGGAGAUCAUCCCGCGUCCUCACUAGCUGCUCCCCCACGCAGAGAUCGUAGGAAAGCCCAAACGAAAAGCAAAGCACGGCUCGGGCCGUGGCCGCGCAGGUUCCUGCGCACAGAGCGACGCGCAACAUGUCAAGAAGAAAAGACGCGAAGGCGCCGCGGUUAUCCGGAUUCAAUUUCUCGAACUUAAACAAAAAUUGCAUAUUUUUCCGAUUUUUGCGCAAAAAAUAAGGGGGGAACGCUGGCAAAUUUUCAAAAAUCGACCCUGUUUUUGUGUUUUCUACUUUGCAAGAUCCGGCGCUGGGCCAAGGAGUCAGUGUUGCGAGGCGACUCGUUGUGAUGUCGCCGGCCAUGUCUAGCGGGCACCGCCUGGCUGCUAGAAGCCCUCGCGUCGUCGCGAGCUGCUCCCCCAUGCAGAGAUCCUAGGAAAGCCUACAGCGAAAAGCAGAGCACGGCCCGGGCCGUGGCCGCGCGGCGCAGGCAGGGUCAUGCGCACAGAACGACGGGAAGCUGAAACAUGUCAAGAGGAAAAGACGCGAAGUCGCCGCGCUUAUCUGGAGGCAAUUUCUCGAACUUAAACAAAAACUGCCCAACUUCCCGACUUCUGAGCAAAAAAUAGGGGGGGAGCGCUGGCAAAUUUUAAAAAGUCGACCCUUUUUUUGCGUUUUCUACUUCGCAAAGCCCGGCGCUGGACCAAUGAGCAAGUGUUGCGAGGCGCUUCGUUGUGAUGUCGCUUUUUUUUAUUCCGUCAGUGGCUGCAGCGCUCUGCGGCUUCCUUCCUCAUCUUUAGUUCUUUUCUCGCCGUGCCUCGGCGGGCGCGGGCGCCGCCCCAAGACUUUGCAUCCAUGCGUUUUGCACACAGCCUCUGGAGUUGUGGUUGUUCGUGCAUCGAGUUGGCAAAAAGACUAGGCCCGCGAAAAGGAGACGACUGUGCGCAGUGCCGCGCGGAGCACUUUUUUGCAACUUCGCGCGCGGUUCUAAGUAUACCUAUACACGAAUAUUGCUGAAGAUGGUAGUGGUGCGAGGCAGAAAGGGGCUGCUGCGUAGAUUUUCAUUUUGCGCCAGACCUAUGCAUCGCAUUCCCGUUUUUUUCAGCCUGAAUCUCCUAUAAAAAAAACAUAUCUCAGGCAAUCUACCCGGGCUUGGCGUCAGUGUUGUUGGGAAGCAUGGCGCCCUUGGACAUAUCGAACGGGAUCGGCGGUGGCGGAGAGACACUGGCCCGUGGAUGGUGCCGAAAGUCAAGCAGGUCUUUGGUGCUGUAACAGCACCAAAGGCCUCCGCUUAAGAUCAGGAGCGGCCACAUGAUUCAGCAGUGGGCGCAACAAACUACUACCAGACCCGGGCGCGCGAGCACGACAGAACACGGACGCGAUGUUGAAGCACUAGCCUGAUUCCACUAGUCUGAUUCCAACUGUUAGCCUGAUUCCACUAGCCUGAUUCCAGAAAUAAGUCCGAUUCCGUAAAUCCUUUAGUCUGAUACCAUCGACGACCUUUUUUUUCUCUGUAGUCAUGUAGAGCAAAUAAAUUUGUGAUGCUGACAGCCAAAGAAACAGAAAGUUACACCAACACAGUUUUUUUCUUGGAUACGGUCCCGCGAAGCAGUACUGCCACCAGUGCAUCACUGACUACAUUCACCACCC
This is a messenger RNA of Amoebophrya sp. A120, 39956 nucleotides long. The record is from the annotation of a GenBank genome assembly. NCBI's taxonomy places the organism in Eukaryota, Dinophyceae, Syndiniales, Amoebophryaceae.